GAUGUGGGCUUGACUGAUCCAAGUGUUUCUAGGGCUUCAGCUCUUACCUGCGAUUAACCCUUAUAUAAAUUCCCGCCUCCGUUGAUGCCGUCGAGACGCUUUCAUUUGUAGCCGGCGAGGCGAAAGAGAGCAUCCUGAUGGGUCGCAGGCCUGCUCGCUGUUAUCGUCAGAUCAAGAACAAGCCCUAUCCAAAGUCACGAUAUUGUCGCGGUGUCCCUGAUCCCAAGAUCCGCAUCUAUGAUGUUGGCAUGAAGAAGAAAGGCGUCGACGAGUUCCCAUUCUGCGUCCAUCUUGUCAGCUGGGAGAAGGAGAAUGUGUCCAGCGAAGCCCUCGAGGCCGCCCGCAUUGCUUGUAACAAGUACAUGACCAAGGCUGCAGGGAAGGACGCCUUCCACCUCCGUGUUCGGGUUCAUCCAUUCCAUGUCCUCCGCAUCAACAAGAUGCUCUCAUGCGCUGGGGCUGAUAGGCUUCAAACUGGCAUGAGAGGUGCCUUUGGGAAACCACAAGGAACUUGCGCUCGAGUCGCGAUCGGGCAGGUUUUGUUGUCUGUGCGGUGCAAGGAUAGCAACAGUGCUCAUGCUCAAGAGGCUCUGAGGAGGGCCAAGUUCAAAUUCCCAGGAAGGCAGAAGAUUAUUGUGAGCAGAAAGUGGGGAUUCACCAAAUAUAACCGGACUGAUUACAUGAAGUGGAAGCAGGAGAAUAGGAUUUUGUCUGAUGGAGUUAAUGCGAAGCUUCUGGGAUGCCAUGGCCCUCUUGAUAACCGGAAGCCUGGAAGGGCGUUUCUCAGUGAGGCCCUGACAACCGAGGUUUAGGACUUUUAACGCUGCUUUAGUUGUUGCAACUCGCAUUGGUAUUCUUUGCUGUCUCAUUUGAACUUUCUUUUCUUCUAAAGUGUAUUUUUCCAAAUUUGGUUGCAAGUUGUUGAAGUCUUGCCUUGGACUUACUUCAGUCUUCUUUAUAAAUUUGUUAUUGUUGGAGGUUCCAUCAUCAAUAUAUUAUUGUUAUUGUUGGAUUGACUCCACAUGAAAUUAUCACAAGGAUUUUAGAUAUAAUGUGAUAUAUAUAUAUAUUUGUGUUACCUUAA
Messenger RNA from Dendrobium catenatum, 1084 nucleotides. Its product is annotated as 60S ribosomal protein L10. Bases 138 to 812 code for a protein of 224 amino acids. The transcript is spliced from 2 exons. Gene Ontology annotation, cellular component: cytosolic large ribosomal subunit; ribosome. NCBI's taxonomy places the organism in Eukaryota, Viridiplantae, Streptophyta, Magnoliopsida, Asparagales, Orchidaceae. Gene Ontology annotation, biological process: ribosomal large subunit assembly; translation. The record is from RefSeq and is a predicted model, not a curated record. Gene Ontology annotation, molecular function: structural constituent of ribosome.